Molecule: messenger RNA, 1009 nt
Organism: Onthophagus taurus
Lineage: Eukaryota; Metazoa; Arthropoda; Insecta; Coleoptera; Scarabaeidae
Gene: Yeti
Product: yeti
Cellular component (GO): Swr1 complex
Source: RefSeq, a predicted model, not a curated record
GGUUGGUAAGAAAUAUCGACUAUUUAGUUUUUUUUUCUUUUAAAGGGAAAGAAAAAGUUAUUGCAUGAGAUUAUUACAUUAAAACAAACUAAACGUGAGUUAAUAAUUAACGUUAUUUCCACCGGCUUUUUCAUUUAAUUUCGCGCUUUAAAUAAUCUUAACCUCAAUCGGUAUCGUGGACAUAACCUCACUUUAAACCGUAAUGAACAAGGUAGAAUACCCUGAAGAUAGCGAUACAAGCGACGAAGAUUUUGAUCCUGGAAAAACAGCAAAUGAAGCCGUUUCGGAGGUCGAUUCAGAUGGAGAUAGCGAAGAUCCACUCUCGGAUAAAGAAGAUCCAGGUACAAGGGGUAUAAAAAGAAAGAAAAGACCCACAAAAUCAAGAAAAAAACCCAAAGAUGGAGGUAAUUCGGAUUUGAGUGAAUCACCUGAAAAGAAACUAUUAACCGAGGAGGAACAAAAAAAGAAAGUAGAUGAUUUAUGGGCUAUGUUUAAGAAAGAUACAAGUUUUAAGCCUAAAGAGGCGCCACAAAAACCCGAUAUCGAGGAAACUAAAGAAAAUACGAAACAAAACAUUUCCAUUCCUAAAGAAGAAGCUAAAAAAGAAACUGUUAAAGUCACUCAAAUAUUUGAAUUCGCCGGGGAGGAAGUGAUAGUGGAGAAGGAGCUUCCUGCGAAAGAAGCUAAACUCAUUAAUAAACCUUCGAGUUCGUUGGGUACUUCUAAGAGAGGUGGAGCAAGAUCUGGUGGGUUAACUUCAUUGAUAAGUCAGUUAGGAAAGAAGCAAAAAAUUACUACUUUGGAAAAAUCGAAACUCGAUUGGGACAAAUUUAAAAAGGAGGAGAAUCUUGAAGAUGAGUUGCACACUUUUAACAAAGGCAAAGAUGGCUAUUUAGAAAAACAAGACUUUUUACAACGAACGGAUGUGCGAAGAUUUGAAAUUGAACGGGAUAUUCGAAACAUUGAAAGAAAUAAACGUAUGAAUAUGAAUAAUAUCGACUAAAAAUUG